Saccostrea cuccullata (small rock oyster) is the source of this 1524-nucleotide messenger RNA. RefSeq lists its product as uncharacterized. NCBI's taxonomy places the organism in Eukaryota, Metazoa, Mollusca, Bivalvia, Ostreida, Ostreidae. The transcript has 2 exons. The record is from RefSeq and is a predicted model, not a curated record. The coding region runs from base 1 to 1524 and encodes 507 amino acids.
AUGGGGAAGGUUAAGAAGACUGUCUUUCCAGCACAUGACAGCAAAGAGAUGUUAGCAAAUAGAUUUUGUGAGUUUUUUACUGGAAAAUUUGAAACGAUCAGAUCGGAACUUAGUAAAUCUAAGCAAGUUAAUGUUAGCGAGGCACUGAAGAGUGAUAUUCAAUAUGUGGGUCAGAAACUUGUUGAUUUCUUUGAAGCUACAAAUAAGGAGAUCUAUGUCAUCAUGGGAGCACCAACUAAGUCUUGUGAGAAUGACCCAAUCCCAACAUCUUUACUUAAACCAUGCAUUGAAGAGUUGCUUCCCUUAAUAACAGUGAUAAUAAACAAAUCAUUAUCUGGAUCUUCAGAACCGACAACCUUCAAAGAGGCUAUAAUUCGCCCUAUUCUGAAGAAACCGGAACUUGACUGUAAAGAACUGAAAAAUUAUAGACCAGUUUCCAAUUUACCAUUUAUUUCAGAAAUACUCGAAAAUGUAGUGUCAAAAAGACUAAAGCAUCAUCUGGAAAUGAACAAUCUACAGGAACCACUGGAGUCAGCAUAUCGAGCAUGCUACUCUACAGAGACGGCACUCCUCCGAGUCCAUCAUGACAUUUUAUCGGCGCUUGAUAAAAAUUCCUGUAUGGCCCUAAUGAUGCUAGACUUGUCUGCUGCGUUUGAUGUGAUCGACCAUACCAUCUUACUCAGACGUCUCAGGUUCUCUUUUGGGAUUUCUGGGGCAGCUCUGGAAUGGAUCGAAUCCUACCUGACACAGCGCACACAAAGAAUAGUCAUUGGUGGGAGUGCUUCCGAAGAUCUUGUUUUGCGGAGUACCACAAGGCUCAGUGCUUGGACCAGUCUUAGUCAGCUUAAAAGAUCUUUUACACACCAACUUGAUUUUGAUGGUUCUGUCAUCUGUAAAUCAGAUUGUGUGAAGAAUUUGGGAGUGUUUUUCAACAAAUCACUUACCAUGGAGAAUCAGAUUAGCGCAGUGUCCAAAUCCUGUUUUUACCACCUACGAAAUAUUAGUCGAAUUCGUCCAUUCAUAACAGAAGAUGCUUGUAAGACUCCAAUUGUCGCUCUAGUUACAUCAAGACUUGAUUAUGGAAAUGCAUUACUCUAUGGAAUUACAGAGACAAAUAUAUCACGGCUACAGAGAGUACAAAAUACGGCAGCAAGGAUUGUCACCCGAACUAAGAAGCAUGAUCAUAUCUCCGAAGUCCUGAUAUCUCUUCACUGGCUUCCAGUUAAAUUUGGAACAUAUUAUAAGAUCCUUUUAUACACUUUCAAAGUACUCCAGGGGACAUCACCAUCAUACCUAAAGGAACUCAUAACAGUCGAUAAACCGUCAAGAACUCUACGCUCGUAUGACUCUAAACAACUUGUGAAACCUCGUGUUCGCACGAAGACAUACGGAACGCGUCGUUUUGACCAUGCAGCAGCAACUUCGUGGAAUGGUUUACCGGAUGCUCUCCGGUUCCAGACGUCACUUUUAGCUUUUAAGCGAGAUCUUAAGACUCAUCUUUUUAAGAUAGCAUACGACGUGUAA